This is a messenger RNA of Annulohypoxylon truncatum, 1879 nucleotides long. RefSeq lists its product as uncharacterized. The transcript is spliced from 5 exons. NCBI's taxonomy places the organism in Eukaryota, Fungi, Ascomycota, Sordariomycetes, Xylariales, Hypoxylaceae. Gene Ontology annotation, molecular function: transmembrane transporter activity. Gene Ontology annotation, biological process: transmembrane transport. Gene Ontology annotation, cellular component: membrane. The record is from RefSeq and is a predicted model, not a curated record. The coding region runs from base 166 to 1734 and encodes 522 amino acids.
UCUACUUCUCCCCCUUCUCUUCCUUGUCGUUCUUUGGAUUAUAGACUUUUGGAUUUUACUUAUCUUUUCGGCGACGCUUUAUGUUACAAUUGCGUCUUUGCUAAGAAGCGCUCAUUGCUUAGAUCUGAUAUUUCGAUAGUCUCCACCUCGAGGAAUUCUUCGAAGAUGGGCCAGCCAUCGUUUCAGGCUUCGAAUGCCAUCUUAUAUCUCACUUAUGGCGCCUUUCUUUUACUGGGAACCGGCUUGGCCUGGAAGAUGAGAAACCAGCCCAAAUCCGAAUUCCUUGCAGGGAACAGAACUCAGUCUGCGUUUCCUUUGGCCCUCAACUUCAUCGCUGCCGCUAUGGGUUCGGGUAUUCUAUUCUCCUAUCCCCAGCUAGCUACUCUUGCCGGUGUCCAGGGAGUCGUUGUCUAUGCGAUUGCGUCUGCCUGCCCGCUGUUGGUCUUCGCAGCCCUUGCACCUGUCAUCCGUAGGAAGUGCCCAGAAGGUUUCGUACUCACGGAAUGGACGAGACAGCGGUAUGGCAUAGUUACGGCGCUUUAUCUAGGUGCCCUGACUCUCCUGACACUGUUUCUAUAUAUGGUGGCGGAGCUCUCUGCGAUCGGCCAAGUUGUCGAGGCCUUGACCGGACUGGAUGGCCUUCCAAUUGUCAUCGUCGAGUGCAUCGUUACAACAAUUUAUACAUCCCUUGGAGGAUUCAAGAUCUCCUUCAUCACCGACAAUAUUCAAGGCGCCAUGAUCUGCUGCCUGAUUCUUAUAGCUACGAUCACCGUCGGCGCGAAAACAGAAAUCAAGCGGGAGCUGAUUGUCGAUUCUGGUCUUCUCAACCCUAGUCUCGUGGGAUGGCAGCUCAUAUAUAUAUUGCCCGUUGCUGUCCUGACGAAUGACUUCUUCCUAGCCAAUUUCUGGCUUCGUGCUUUCGCUUCCAAAACUGACAAGGAUCUCUGGGUCGGUGUUUCUGUGGCUAUGGUUGUUAUCCUGAUCGUUCUUACAUUAGUUGGCUGUACCGGUCUGAUCGCUGUUUGGUCGGGCGCUUUCCCUCCUGAUGAAGAUGGUUCUGUUGCUUUCUUCCUCCUGCUCGAACAGCUACCUAACUGGGUCGUCGGUAUUGUCAUAGUCAUGUCAGUCUGCCUGAGCACCGCAGCUUUCGAUAGUUUACAGUCUGCUAUGGUGUCCUCUGCCUCCAACGAUAUCUUUCGAAAUCGCCUCAAUAUCUGGUGGAUUCGUGGCGCUGUUGUGCUGGUUAUCUUCCCAGUUGUAGUGCUAGCGUUGAAGGCGCCGAGCAUCUUACAGAUCUACUUGAUAUCCGACCUUCUGUCCGCUGCUACGAUUCCGGUACUUAUGCUCGGUUUAUCGGAUCGAUUCUACUGGUGGCGGGGCUUCGAGGUCUUGGUUGGGGGAUUAGGCGGGAUAUUGACAGUCUUCAUCUUCGGAACUAUAUACUACGGCGACGCGCAGCUGGGUGGCGAGCUCAUCCUCCUGGAACAGGGACUAUACACCGGCGACUGGGGCGCAUUCGGAGCCUUCGUCGCGGCACCCGUUGGAGGUUUGCUCUGGGGUUUCGGCGCAUUGGCAUUAAGACUGGCAGUUCAACUAGCCCAAUCGAAGGUGCGAGGUACUCGAUUCGAUGCGCUCGAUCGCCCUACGGUUGUAGCACAACCGGAAGAUUCCGAUGCCUUAGCCUCGGUAAGUGAAGAGGCGACUACGACUAAGAUAACCGGCAAGUUCUUUUAGAUUGCCUGCGGGGGGGUAGAAAAGAUUUUGAGCGCGAGGAGGGUGAUGCGGUGCUGGUGCUGUUUAGAGGAAGGGGAGAGGGGCUAGAGAGCGGGUAAAAGAACAACAGGGUCGAGGAGGGACUGGGAAUAAGCGAAUAGGCGAU